AUGGAACUUGUUCAAAGUGUGGCCUCUACCAUGUCCCUAAUCCAUGGUGACAUUGAUGAUAACGAUGAUGAUGGUCCAAAUCUCAAUGUUUCUCUUCCACAAUAUUGUGCAUAUUUGCUUGGUGAAACUGCUGGUGUUAUGAAUUGGACCCUUUCGGCGAUUAAUCAGCAAUAUACUCAAGGUGAUGCCAUUUCCCAUGCGAGGACACUGUUGAGUGGUAGUCUUGGCAGCCAAGAAAUGUGUACGCAAAUGCUUGAUGGUACCAAACAUUUCAUGGUUUCAGGGAGGCUCAAACAAGUGACCACAUCCAUAUAUCAUAUCCUUGAUAUGUUGCAAGUGCCACGAUUUGGUCCUGAUUUUUCCAGGGCUACUACUGGUGCUUCUUUACUUGGUUCGACUAGAUUCGACGGCGUUAAGAUUUCGCAAAAACCAAACGUCAUUGUUUCACAAGACGGGAAGGGAGAUUUCAAGCUAAUAAUGGACGCGAUUAAGGAAGCACCAAGUCACUCCACAAAUUACUUUGUGAUACUUGUUAAGAGAGGAGUUUACCAUGAAUACGUGAACAUUGAUGAGACAAAAUCGAAUCUGGUCUUGAUGGGAGAGGGCAUGGAUGUUACUACCAUUUCCGGAAGUAAAAGCGCAAGGGGUGGUCAGGAAACAUUUUAUUCAGCCACGUUUGAUUACUAUCUCUCAUAA
Molecule: messenger RNA, 696 nt
Organism: Rosa rugosa (rugosa rose)
Lineage: Eukaryota; Viridiplantae; Streptophyta; Magnoliopsida; Rosales; Rosaceae
Product: probable pectinesterase/pectinesterase inhibitor 32
Exons: 3
Coding region: 1-696 (231 amino acids)
Biological process (GO): cell wall modification
Molecular function (GO): pectinesterase activity; pectinesterase inhibitor activity
Source: RefSeq, a predicted model, not a curated record